AUGGCUGCCACGCGAAAUUAUGAAAUGUUAAGUGAUGAGCAGAAGCGUAUACUAAGCUCGUUUUAUAACAACGGAAUGAUUUCUGCCUCAAAAGAAAUGGAGGAUACGAUAACAAAAGCUGCGGAGAAAGCAGAAACGACGGUUGAAAAAGUUAAGAAGUGGAUUGGCAAUGAAAGAAAGAAGAGAAGAAAAAGAAACUUUGAACCUGCAGCACUAGAGCAAGACAUGUCAAAAUACACUAAGUGUCCUCCAAUAAAACGCAUGGCCUCAGGAUACAACAUGUUUACUUCAAACUUAUUAAGUUCAGAUGCUUUGAAAGGAACGUCUUCUAAUCAAGAGAAGAUGAAAUUGGCUGCGUCCAAAUGGAAAGACAUCAGUGAAGAAGAAAGAAAAAAAUGGAACCAUGAAGCUCAAAAACUUGGAAAGGCUGAUCCGAAGACCAUGUCUGUUGAAGAGAAAAAAAAAGCAAUUAAAAGGGAAACAAAAAAUCUUAUCAAGCAAGUGAGUAAAUUAAAACGACUUGACUAUAUUUUCAUCAUUUGA
Messenger RNA from Dendronephthya gigantea, 543 nucleotides. RefSeq lists its product as uncharacterized. The transcript has 3 exons. The record is from RefSeq and is a predicted model, not a curated record. NCBI's taxonomy places the organism in Eukaryota, Metazoa, Cnidaria, Anthozoa, Malacalcyonacea, Nephtheidae. Bases 1 to 543 code for a protein of 180 amino acids.